UAUUUUCAAAGUUCUGAGCAAGAAGUAUAUUUUGCUAUUACUAGUGACGCAAUUUAAAAUGUUGUUUAGGAACUAAUCAUGAGAUGAUAAUUCCCACAUAAUUCCAAGGAUUCCUAAGUUCGCGGAUUCCUAGCAAGAUUCCUAGAUGACCAUUGAGAUGAUCGAUAGAUGGACUGUGUUCCGCGAUCUUUCAAUUAUUCGAUUUUUAUCAAAUAAGAGAUUUGCAUGCUGAAAGGGGUUUUGGUUUAGUGUCUGAUAACACAAAUUUGCUGGAUUCAUGGUAUUUUAUUUCAUGCCUGGAACAUUGCCUCAAGCAAAUCCGUGCCUUUCAAGACGGAUUUCGCAUUUCAGCUUUGAAGGAGCCCUCCGUCGGACCCGCCAGCUGUCGGGAGAAGGCACACCGGUGAUCAGAUCAGAAUCAGAGCAAUAGCGCUGCACUGGUGAGCAGAAUCCAGAAUCAACCACAUUGGCGGACAGGUGACGGCUGGAACGGCUGUAACUGAGGCGGCCGGUGGCAGUCUACCAUGGGCUCCGAGCAGAGCACGGCAGGAGGGUCGGCGGGCGGCGGCCGGGCAGACCGGGUGCGAGCCGCCGAGACGCCCCUCUCGCCACAGAACAGCGUCUGUUCGGAUGGCGAGGUGCCCUACGUCUCCUACACGCAUAAUCUGCCCAUCGGAGAAGCCGAGUCGCCUCGUCAUGCCGGACGCCGACUGCGCCCGGGCAGAUCACGAGCCCGUCAGCCGGCUCUUCCUAAGGAGAUUGUGGUGGUGAAACAGGCGGCGUCACCGGCGCACGGUGCCCAGGAGGAGGACCCCGACCUGCGCCGGCUACGGCUGAUCCCCACGUUCCUGCCGGUGAUGCGGGGUGCCCUCACCUACCCGGGCUCCCGGGACCCGGACGUGCUGGACCGACUGGACUCGGUCGCCGUGCGACACCUGGCGGCGCGACUGCAGCGACACCUAGCCGCCAACGCGGACCGCACCGCAGCUAAACAGGCCGAAAUCACCGCCGCCAUCGGCAAGCUGGAUCAGCAGUCGGCGGCGCUGCUGGCCACGGUCACUGACCGACAGAAGGCGUUCGCGCGGCACGCCGAGCGACUCCAGAAGGUGGGCGAGGUGGCCCACUCUGUGCAGCGCUGCCACCGGCUCCUGGAGGACACCACCCGGCAGCUGGCCGAGCUGAACCGACAGCUGCCAGAGUCGCACCGGCUGCCGCCCUUCACAUGGACCACCGGCUGAGCGGAACGGGGGUCCUGGGCGGACUGAGACCGCCCCGGCCCGCCCGCCGACACAGGGCGACCACGGCUGAUCUGCUGGUGGCUGCUGGUGACCACUGCUGGUGACAACUGCUGGUAUGUUCUGGGGAUGCUGGAGACAGCUUGCUAAUGAUCUUGGUGCUACUGGUGGCUACCGAUAGCCGACUGAACGUUUUAAACUGCCCGUCAGUGCCCACGAUGGACACCCCACCUUUACGCCAAACGAGAGACGGUGCGCGUAUCUCGGAGACGCAGUGAGUACAGACCCUGGAUACGCGGCUACCCCCGGGGAAGGUGUGUACUACUGUGCCAUAUCAGUGCAGGUAUGACCCCGAAGUGGGAUAAAACACUGGGAACAUGUAAGGGCACCAUAUCCGUGGUGAUACCGAGUGCUGGACGAAUGAACUGACGGCUAAAAUCGGUUGAUUGAGGCUCCAAUUCCAUUGUGAACUAUUAUUCAUCCAGUGCAAUUAUGUAUUUAGCGUGAUUAAGUCUAUUGUGUAUUAUUGUUCGCUUCAUGGUGCAUGUGUUUCCUUGAACGUCAAACAUCCUGGGCAUGUUAUUUACGCUGAAGAUGAACUCUGGCCUCAAACAACUCACAAAAUGACCUAUCCUGAGAUAUUAAUUUGAUUUCUGAAGCUACCGCCUGCAUUAGGAAUGGACAGCCAUUGCAUUGGGAACAGUCAGUCAAAUUAGAAUUGAAAUGACACAACGGUCGCAACUGAGGUCGCAUUAUUAGAAUUAUCCAGUCUUUCAUGAAUGUUGAGUUAAUGACGGCGUCACAAUUGUAGGGCACGUGGUGCACGAUGUCUCGUUAAGUCAUUUUAAGCGUCUGCCUCUGCUUAUGUAUUUAUUGCCUCUCUGUAGAGGGUCGCUAUUCUACUUAUAAACUGGGUGCUAUCUGAUUGCAUGCAGGUUUCACGAGCAAUACAAUAUCUUGCUGAACUAUUUA
Molecule: messenger RNA, 2207 nt
Organism: Amphibalanus amphitrite
Lineage: Eukaryota; Metazoa; Arthropoda; Thecostraca; Balanomorpha; Balanidae
Product: BLOC-1-related complex subunit 5-like
Exons: 6
Coding region: 525-1238 (237 amino acids)
Biological process (GO): organelle transport along microtubule; lysosome localization; positive regulation of anterograde synaptic vesicle transport
Cellular component (GO): BORC complex; synaptic vesicle membrane; cytoplasmic side of lysosomal membrane
Source: RefSeq, a predicted model, not a curated record